Messenger RNA from Olea europaea var. sylvestris, 3176 nucleotides. Its product is annotated as serine/threonine-protein kinase CTR1-like. NCBI's taxonomy places the organism in Eukaryota, Viridiplantae, Streptophyta, Magnoliopsida, Lamiales, Oleaceae. The transcript has 16 exons. The record is from RefSeq and is a predicted model, not a curated record. Gene Ontology annotation, biological process: protein phosphorylation. Gene Ontology annotation, molecular function: protein kinase activity; ATP binding. The coding region runs from base 118 to 2739 and encodes 873 amino acids.
ACAUCCCUCUCUUUCCGACAAUACCGAAGAGAGAGAAAGAAAAGUGUAAAACUUGACCACCAAUGACGGUGAACUGGAUUUUGUGAUUUCUUUUUCAAUUUUUGGUAAAUUUGUUCGAUGGAAAUGCGCAGCAGGAGAUCGAAUUACACUUUACUAAGACAAAGUCCUGACGACCCAGUAUUUCACCAGCAACCGCCACAGGACUCGAAAUUCUCAGCCACAAGCGGUGGACCGGUGGCACCGCAGCCUCCGUACUACGAGUCUCAUUCCGGAGAUAAAAAUAAAGUAAAGACGGAACGGGGGGGCUUUGACUGGGACGUGAUUGAUCAGCGGAUGAUUCAGCCGCCGCCACAGAGCCGGAUCGGGCCGGCGGGGUUUCCGACGUCGAUCGGGAUGCAGAGGCAGUCAAGUGGGAGCAGCUUUGGGGAGAGCUCGAUGUCUGGAGAAUACUAUCCUCCGUCGCUCUCGAACACUGAGGUAGCGGCUUUUGGGCAAACAAGCGAUGGAGGCGGCGGUGAAAUGAGGGUGAAGGCUGCGGAGAUGUCUGGCGGAAGCGGUGGAGGCUCGUCUUCUUCAAAGAGCUGGGCGCAACAGACGGAGGAGAGUUAUCAAUUGCAGCAAGCUUUGGCUCUACGGUUAUCUUCUGAAGCUACCUGCACUGAUGACCCUAAUUUCUUGGAUCACAUGCUUGAUGAAUCCGCAUCUCGAGCUUCUACUUCGUCUGCCUCUGCAGAGGCUAUGUCCCAUCGAUUUUGGGUUCAUUUUCAUCAGGUAAAUGGCAGUUUAUCCUACUUUGACAAAGUUCCUGAUGAGUUUUACUCAAUUCAUGGGUUGGAUCCAUAUGUCUGGACCAUAUGCUCGGAUCUACAAGAAAGUGGCCGCAUCCCAUCACUUGAAUCAUUAAAGACCGCCAAUCUUGCCAUUGUUUCAUCAAUUGAAGUAAUUUCUGUAGAUCGCCGUAGUGAUCCCCGCUUGCAAGAGCUACAGAAUCGGAUUCAUAAUGUGUCAUCAAGUUGCAUCACCAAGGAAGAGGUUGUUGAUCAUCUUGCAAAGCUAGUUUGCAAUGUUAUGGGAGAUGCAGCUUCGAAUGGGGAAGAUGACUUGGUUAUUAUCUGGAAGGAUUGCACUGAUGACCUCAAGAAUUGCUUAGGAUCCAUUGUGCUUCCAAUUGGCAGUCUAACUGUUGGACUUUGCAGGCACCGGGCUUUGUUAUUCAAAGUUCUAGCUGACUUCAUUGGCCUACCAUGUCGAAUUGCCUAUGGAUGUAAAUAUUGUAAUAGAGAUUAUGCUUCCUCAUGUCUUGUUCGAUUUGGGAUUGACAGGGAAUAUGUUGUUGAUUUGGUUGAGAAACCAGGAUUCUUAUGCGACCCGAACUCCUUGCUAAAUGGUCCUUCUUCCAUCUCAAUUUCUUCACCACUGCACUUUCCACGAUUCAAACAGGUUCAACCUACAAUGGAUUUCAGGUCGUUGGCCAAACAGUAUUUCUCAGACUUUCAAUCGCUUAAUCUUGUAUUUAACGAUUCUUCGGCAGCUGAUACUGUUGUUGAUGGAGAUGUUGGCAACUCCGUCUAUCCUAAACAAUCAGAUAGGGUUCAUCAAAAUAGAAUCAGCAACCGAGAUGAAAUUUCUCAAUUGCCACUGUCUCCAACGAAUUCUCAGACAAAUGUACAUGAUAAAGAACCAUCACUUUUGGACCCAUCUAAUCCUCAUAAUAUUUUUAGCUCCACAGAUGUGACCAAUGAUUUGAUCCCUGUAAAGCAUAUUCCUCCAACCAGACACAAAGACAACCUAUUGGAUCCAAGACUAAAAACAAAUGAAGAUUUGAGCUUUGUUGGAAUUCAACUGGCUCCAUCGAAAACAAGUGAACUUGCAAUUGAUGUUGCAGAUUUCAGGAUUCCCUGGAGUGAUCUUGUUAUAAAGAAGAGAAUUGGCGCAGGUUCAUUUGGUACGGUCCACCAUGCUGAGUGGAAUGGUUGUGAUGUUGCUGUGAAGAUUCUCAUGGAACAAGAUUUUCAUGCAGAGCAAUACAAGGAAUUUUUACGGGAGGUGGCAAUUAUGAAACGCUUGCGCCAUCCCAAUAUUGUACUUUUUAUGGGUGCUGUAACAGAGCCGCCAAACUUGUCCAUAGUCACAGAAUAUUUAUCACGAGGUAGUUUGUAUAGACUCUUACGUAGACCUGAUGCAAGAGAAGUGCUGGACGAGAGGCGUCGGUUGUGCAUGGCUUAUGAUGUUGUGAAGGGGAUGAGCUACCUUCAUAAACACAAUCCUCCCAUUGUUCAUCGGGACUUGAAAUCUCCUAAUCUUUUAGUUGAUAAAAAGUAUACAGUGAAGGUCUGUGAUUUUGGUCUUUCCCGUUUAAAAGCAAACACAUUUCUUUCAUCAAAGUCAGCUGCUGGAACUCCGGAGUGGAUGGCACCCGAAGUUCUCCGUGAUGAACCAUCAAAUGAAAAAUCAGAUGUAUACAGCUUUGGUGUGAUUUUGUGGGAGUUGGCAACACUGCAGCCACCUUGGAGAAACUUAAAUCCUGCACAGGUUGUAGCAGCUGUUGGUUUCAAGGGAAAACGGCUUGAAAUUCCAUCUGAUGUGAAUCCUCAAGUAGCGGCUUUAAUUGAAGCCUGCUGGGCCAAAGAGCCAUGGAGACGCCCCUCCUUUUCCAGUAUCAUGGAAUCACUCAAACCAUUGAUUAAAUCUCCCCCCACAACCGAACCAGAUCGCGCAGAAAUGCAUUUGCUCAUAUGAAAAGAGUGUAGAACAGGGAAGACUAUAUUGUCUCCGUGCAUGACAUCCUUUUGGAUCCAAUUUCAGGCAGAAAAACUACUCGGUCUGUAUAAGAGCAGGUUUCACAGUGUUCGGUGCACACAGCGAAUGUGGCUCAGCUUGGAGAUGUGAUGGAUCGAACUGCUGCUCGAGGAAUUAUUUUUUAGUUGUUUAAUUUAGCAUCUCUAAUCAUAUAUUUCUGCAGGCUUUUUUGUGUAAAUAAUAGUUCGUGUGGGCAUUAGAGAAUUGAGUUAGUUGGCAAAAUGUACAUUUGCAAUUAUAUGCCAUUUAAAUUAUUAUUUAGACAAGAUUCUCUCUCUAUACCAGAACGGAAAGAGAGGCAAAUCAAACAGUUCUUGAUAUUGUAUUUUUCGGGAAAAAAAAAACGAUUUAUAUCAAAAAGCCAUUUUGAAUGUGUA